This is a messenger RNA of Penicillium daleae, 987 nucleotides long. RefSeq names its product fungal specific transcription factor domain-containing protein. Lineage: Eukaryota; Fungi; Ascomycota; Eurotiomycetes; Eurotiales; Aspergillaceae. The coding region runs from base 1 to 987 and encodes 328 amino acids. The record is from RefSeq and is a predicted model, not a curated record. The transcript has a single exon. Gene Ontology annotation, biological process: response to xenobiotic stimulus. Gene Ontology annotation, molecular function: DNA-binding transcription factor activity.
AUGCUUGAAACGGAAGGUUCCUCUCCACCUUCAGUCGAGAUGCUCACAGGUUGGAUACUCCGCCUUUUGUAUAUGCGAAUGACGUCCACCCCGUACCCAACAUGGCUGGCGAGCUCAAAUAUCAUGCACAUGCUGGAGACUUCCGGCAUCCACCGGCUCUCCCACCAGUCUGACCAGCCGGGCACUGCAUCUGAAAUUGCCACGAGGGAGCGUCUUGUUGGGGUUGCCCAGCAUCUGAACUUGUGGAUCUCCUUUGACCUCGGUCUCACGAGAGUCUCUUUUCAGGAUGAGGGAUCAGUACCGCCAUCAGAAAAAUUCAAGGGGUACGCGCAUGGUGUUCUCAGCCUUUGGCCCAUCUCCGCUAGCUUGGAUCCGGCAAACGAAAAUGAUGGGGAAGACCUGAACUCGACAUUUGUGUCGAUAUUGCAGAAAGUUUACACACACGAGCCGGAGAUAUUGGCUCAGUGUAACUUAGUUCUCUGCAUGAUGCGACGUCUUCAUCCAUGCCUCCCACAUUUUGAACAGUCGGUCAUUGACCGCGUCCUUGCUUUGCUUCAAUCUGGGCUAGAGUCCGCACGGGGGCUGUUAAACGCUUGUUGUCCAUGGCAUCACAUUGCAAACGUCCCAUUCCACACUCUUUACGUACUUCUUGUUUUGGACACUCGCGCAUCUGUCGAGCUAAUUUCCGAAACGAUGGGGACCAUUUGUCUAGUUGCGUCAAUGUACAUCACGACCACAAUGAGGGAGGCUACCCAUGCGGCUAAGCGGCUGGUUCUGCUGUAUCAUCAGCGACGAACCAGUGACGUGACACUUCUCGGUGAGGCUUUGAGUUCAUAUCAAGAAAUGGGGUUCAAUGAACAUGAACUUUAUCAAACGUUGAAUCCGUGGCCAACUGACCAAGAGAUUCCGUGGUUGAUGGACCUUUUGGGCGGCCUGUCGCGUUUGGAGGGAAUGACUUUCGGGGACGAUUUAUUUGUGGGAGACUAA